Messenger RNA from Eucalyptus grandis, 3733 nucleotides. Its product is annotated as receptor-like protein kinase HERK 1. Bases 821 to 3283 code for a protein of 820 amino acids. The transcript has a single exon. The record is from RefSeq and is a predicted model, not a curated record. Gene Ontology annotation, cellular component: plasma membrane; plasmodesma. Gene Ontology annotation, biological process: protein autophosphorylation. Gene Ontology annotation, molecular function: ATP binding; transmembrane receptor protein tyrosine kinase activity. Lineage: Eukaryota; Viridiplantae; Streptophyta; Magnoliopsida; Myrtales; Myrtaceae.
CGCUGUUUCCGCUAACAUAAUUCCUUGCAGAGCUUCUCAUAAAAGCGUCGGCUCCCAUUUAAAGACGAGGUCAGCUCUCUACCUAAUGCUGAACGUUUAGCUGGGUUGCCUUCAUGUCUUUUUUUUUUCUUUUUUUUUAAAGAAUAUUUUUGCUCCAGCUCAGUCUCCAACCCUUUUGACUCCCCACUUGUUUAAAGCUUUUCCUCCGUAUUGCCUUUUCUUUUCUUGAUUGUAUAAAGCAUAAACAAAUCUAUGAAUCUGUCCCUUCUCUUCUCUGGGGUUGUCACCGAGUAGAAACCAGCUAGCGCCUCGCAGUUUUCCGGUGCUCUCUCUCUCUCUCUCUUUCUCUCUCUGCGCAGUCUUUUGGGUUCCCUCUUAAAGUCUUGUUUGGUGUUUUGGGACUCUUAAACGUUCCCACCGUGUUCGGCCGAUUUGCCAUUCAAAGCUGGGCUUGUGCGUUUCUCUCUCUCGCUCUCUCUGUUGGUGCUCUUUCCGCUAUAAAGGUGCCAUCUUUAACGCUUCCUGCUGAGUUCUGUCAAUUGGGUUUGGAUCUUGAUCGUCUCCCUGAUUGGGAUCGGUUGCUCCUUUUCUCCCUUUUUUUUUAUUGUUUACAAAUCUCAUCUCUUCGAGAUAAGAUCUUGAAGUUGCCAUCUUUGUACUGUUUUUCGGUUAGUUCUUGAUCGUGAGUGCUUGCCCGUUGUGAUUCAAACCCUGUACUUGCCCUGUCGUUCGCUUCUUCCUGUAUGAGAAAUCAAGAUUUGAGCUUUGCCUAGCGCAAAUAUAGCUUGAUUUGCUGAGCUUCUUAGCUUAAAGAUCAUAGAUGAAGCGCAAUAGAAGCUUGGAAUUGUUUUUGUGGGCUUUGUCAAUCUUGUGUUUGGCUCGGUCUUCAGAUGGGUAUUCUCCUCCAGAUAAUUACCUCAUAGAUUGUGGAUCCUCAACCAAUACCACUGUAGGUAACCGCGUUUUUCUCGCCGAUAGCUUGGCCUCAAAGUUCGUUUCCACCCCGCAAAAUGUUCUGGCCAGUGCAUCGAACUCUGUUAGUUCUUCUGAUGUUUCCCAGCUCUAUCAAACCGCGAGAGUCUUUACUGGUUCCACCAAAUACACAUUUCCCAUCAGCCAGAGUGGUAGGCACUGGAUUCGGCUCUAUUUCUCUCCUUUUGAUUACCAAUCUUACAACAUGAGCACUGCUAUAUUUGCUGUUUCAGCCCAAAACUUUGGUCUUCUCAGUAAUUUUAGUGCCAGUGGCAGCGUCAUGAAAGAGUUUUCCCUGAACGUAACGUCGAGUAACCUUGUUGUCACCAUUACCCCCUCCGAUAAGUCAUUUGCAUUUCUGAAUGCAAUUGAAGUUGUCUCCAUGCCCGACACUUUAAUUCAGGAUGGCUAUAUUCUUCCUGCUUGGAAGUUUCAAGGUCUCCCAUCGCAGGCUCUUGAGACAAUCUGGAGAUUGAACAUGGGUGGAGCAAAAGUUUCUGCUAUGAAUGAUACUCUCUGGAGAAAUUGGGAUCCCGACUAUGGUUUUCUAGUCCUACCUAAUCUGGCAAAGAAUAUAUCCAAGAUUGGAGCAGUUAACUAUGUAUCAGGUGGGGCGACUGCGGAUACUGCUCCUGCUUCAGUCUAUGGCACUGCAACUGAGAUGAACUCGGGAAGUGAUCCUAAUAGCAAUUUCAAUGUCACCUGGGAGUUUGAUAUAGAUGUUGGAUCUAGACACCUUAUUCGCUUUCACUUCUGUGAUAUAGUGAGCUCGUCGCUUAACCAGCUCUACUUCAGUGUCUAUCUUGACUCAUCUACUGUUUAUAGUGACCUUGAUUUGAGUAUCCUCUCGAUCAAUGUUUUGGCUGUUCCCAAUUUCUUUGAUAUAGUUUCAGGGUUGUCAGUGAGCAACAAGAUUCGUGUAAGUGUUGGUCCAUACACGGCAAAUGGCGCUUACCCCAAUGCCAUUUUGAAUGGGUUAGAGAUCAUGAAAUUGAAUGGGGCAGCGGGAACUUCUGGUUCCAGCUCUGGCAAAAAUGUCAGUGUCAUAGUGGGUACAACUAUCGGGGCACUUAUUGCAGCACUUUUGGCUGGAGUUCUCUUUUUGUGGUGCCGAAGAAGGCGACAACGACUUGCAAAGCAGGGGCUUUCCAAGACAUGGAUUCCAUUUUCCACUAAUGGAGGCACUUCUCACACCAUGGGGAGUAAAUACUCUAAUGGAACAACCCUUAGCGUUGCUUCCAAUCUUGGGUAUCGCUUUCCCUUUGUGGCUGUUCAAGAGGCCACAAACAACUUUGAUGAGAGUUGGGUCAUUGGUAUUGGUGGUUUUGGAAAAGUGUACCGGGGAGAUUUGAAUGACGGAACAAGAGUAGCUGUUAAGAGGGGUAAUCCUCGGUCCCAACAGGGACUUGCAGAAUUCCAAACCGAAAUUGAGAUGCUUUCACAGUUUCGCCACCGCCAUCUGGUUUCUUUGAUUGGGUAUUGUGAUGAAAAGAGUGAGAUGAUUUUGAUUUAUGAAUACAUGGAGAACGGCACGCUGAAGAGCCAUCUUUAUGGCUCUAGCGUUCCUAGCCUGAGCUGGAAGCAGAGGCUUGAGAUAUGCAUUGGUUCUGCUAGAGGGCUCCACUACCUCCACACUGGCUAUGCAAAGGCGGUCAUCCAUCGCGAUGUGAAGUCUGCAAAUAUUUUGCUUGAUGAGAACCUCAUGGCAAAAGUUGCUGAUUUUGGGCUUUCCAAGACAGGGCCGGAAAUUGAUCAGACCCAUGUGAGUACAGCAGUGAAAGGAAGUUUUGGAUACCUUGAUCCGGAAUACUUCAGAAGGCAACAACUUACUGAAAAAUCUGAUGUGUAUUCAUUUGGGGUGGUCUUACUCGAAGUCCUCUGUGCAAGACCUGUUAUUGAUCCAUCACUCCCUAGGGAAAAGGUGAACUUGGCGGAAUGGGCAAUGAAGUGGCAAAAGAAAGGGCAAUUGGAUCAGAUCAUAGACCCUACUCUUGUUGGUAAAAUCAGACCCGAUUCUCUUCGGAAGUUUGGGGAAACGGCUGAGAAAUGCUUGGCUGACUAUGGCGUUGAUCGGCCUUCAAUGGGAGAUGUGCUGUGGAAUCUGGAAUAUGCCCUUCAACUUCAAGAGGCGGUUGUGCAAGGAGACCCUGAAGAAAACAGUACUAACGUGAUUGGUGAGCUAUCUCCUCAAGUCCACAAUUUCAGCAAUGCCGAUCCGAUGAUUUCCACCGCGCAGUUUGAAGUAUCUAGUGUGGACGACCUCUCGAUGAGUAAAGUGUUCUCACAGCUUGUGAACUCCGAGGGUAGAUGAGCAUUCAUCUUGCUGACCUCUUGUUCUGAUUCUUUCUCCAACCAACCAUGAUAAGGUGGGAUUCACUUUUAGUUUCAUCGAGAAGUUUGGUGUGCUAGUGCUGCUAAUGGACCAUUCGGGUGUGCGCGGUGCAACUUUGGUUGAGUCAGGGGACCAGGAGAAGAGGAGGAACGCACCUAGUUUCAUGUGUCAUUGAUGUCUCACUUGAUGGAGUUUGCUUAUGGACAGACCUGACUUUGAACAGGAGGAAUACCAGUUUGUGUUUUAGGUAACUGAUAGUGAAGAAUCUGAUUACUGAUAAAAGCUGUUGAAUCUGAAUCGUUUUCUUGUAAUGUUUACUUGUUCCUUUCUGUGUUCACUCUUCACAGGAAUGUUUAUAAGUUCAUUUAUUUCACCUUUCUUUGAAUCGAUUGGCUGGGUUUGAAUUGUGAAUCCGCCCUUUUAUCGUCC